CACCAGGUGACCCACACCGGCGAGAAACCCUACAAGUGCCCCGAGUGCGGCAAGAUCUUCAGCCAAAGCUCCAACCUGGCCGAGCACCGGCGCACCCACGGCGCCGGCGAGCGGCACUUCUGCCCGCUCUGCGGCAAAGGCUUCGCCCUCGGGUCCUACUUGGCCAAGCACCGGUUGACCCACACCGGCGAGCGACCCUACCGCUGCACCGAGUGCGGCAAGGCGUUCCGGCAGAGCUCCAACCUCAUCCAGCACCAACGACCGCACCAACGCACCCACACCGGCGAGCGGCCAUACACCUGCGGGCUCUGCGGCAAGAGCUUCUGCCAAAACUCCCACCUGGCCAAGCACCGGCGCACCCACACCGGCGAGAGGCCCUACCGUUGCGGCGACUGCGGCAAGAGCUUCCGGCAAAGCGCCAACCUCCUGGAGCACCGGCACACCCACACCGGCGAGAGGCCCUACCGCUGCGCCCAGUGCGGUAAGACCUUCGGGUGGAGCUCGGCCUUCAGCAAGCACCAGAGAACCCACCUCGCAUGA
This is a messenger RNA of Tauraco erythrolophus (red-crested turaco), 540 nucleotides long. The record is from RefSeq and is a predicted model, not a curated record. Lineage: Eukaryota; Metazoa; Chordata; Aves; Musophagiformes; Musophagidae.